Molecule: messenger RNA, 1020 nt
Organism: Branchiostoma floridae (Florida lancelet)
Lineage: Eukaryota; Metazoa; Chordata; Leptocardii; Amphioxiformes; Branchiostomatidae
Product: p53-induced death domain-containing protein 1-like
Exons: 3
Coding region: 106-660 (184 amino acids)
Biological process (GO): TRAIL-activated apoptotic signaling pathway; positive regulation of extrinsic apoptotic signaling pathway
Cellular component (GO): CD95 death-inducing signaling complex; cytoplasm
Molecular function (GO): death receptor binding; caspase binding
Source: RefSeq, a predicted model, not a curated record
UCGCGUUGGAGUGCUGCAACACGUCUUCUUCCCGACCAGAGCACAACUGUCACACGACUCUCUUCAUGAACACUGUCAACACAAGACGUGAAUGAAUGGUCACCGAUGAUUCCACCCGCUAACGUUGAAGAUUUGCAGGAACCACAACCUGACGGCAACCGGGGUGCUUGCUAUGGUUUUCCAGUUGCGGCUGGGUUUCACACACUACCAAAGACCUCCAGUUCUGUUCAUAUGGCUUCGCAGAGCAGACAACAUUUGCCCUUUAGACCCAUGUCUUGUUCUACAGAUACGAUCCCUUCAACUUCAGCCUCCUCCCACGAAACGUCGGUAUCCAGUCUGGAAUACCGGGAGAAAGUAUACUCUACACUGGCUCGGUCUUAUGCAAACAUUCUCACGGCUAGUGCGACUGAGGAGCUGAAAAUCAGCCUUGGAGACCAAUGGCCCGAGCUCGCACGUCGUCUCAAGCUAAAGCAAUACCAGAUUGAUCAUAUAGUAAAUGAAAACAGAUCAGACUUGCAAGGUCAGAUCUACAACAUGCUUCGAUGUUGGCAGCAAAGGAAGACAGGAGAAGCAACCAUCCCUGAGCUUUAUGGUGCCCUGAAAGAGUGCAAUCGUCUGGACAUUAUGCAUAAGCUACAAGCUAUGGAAGAUAAUUCGUGAUUGUCAUGAUACAAUAAAAAAAAGAUUUUCAACUUCAGGAAAAAACGGGAAAAGCCAAACCUAUGUAUUAGAGUAGUUUUAGAAUCAAUGUUCUAACUUAGAAGUCCUUUCAAUGUCACCAUUGUGUACUUUGUUACAACUUUUGUACCAGUAUGCCUGUACUUAGCCCGUUAUGGCGUGGAUGUAUAAUAAAGGCUACCAUCAUCAUCAUCAUUGAAUAUAAAUGUCAUCAUGUGCAGACGCUAUGCACCUGUAACUUCUUUCAUUUUUCAAUAAAGUUUGUAUGUUUCAUGUCUAUAUAGCUAGAGGGUUAUGUGUGCUUACACUGUAGCUAGACGUCAAUGUUUUUAACGAAUAAAG